Pelobates cultripes (western spadefoot toad) is the source of this 468-nucleotide messenger RNA. The record is from the annotation of a GenBank genome assembly. NCBI's taxonomy places the organism in Eukaryota, Metazoa, Chordata, Amphibia, Anura, Pelobatidae.
AUGGAAACUAAGGUGGAUAACAUUGUGGAUGCCCAUAACCAGGCCAUAGACAGAAUCCAGGCCCUGGAAACCCAACUCGCCAAAUAUAAGGAGAAGCUUAUGGACCUCGAGGAUAGAUCCCGACGGAGCAACCUGAGACUCCAAGGCACCCGCUUCUUCAAGGCCUUACUCCCGGACAUCCCGGUCGACAUGUUGCUGCUGGACCGUCUAUACAGGGUCCCAAAGCCCAAACACAUUGCUGCCUCAUUACCUAGGGACACUUUACUCAAGGCUCAUUAUUUUCAUGUGAAGGAGCUGAUCCUCCACAGUAGCCGCACAGCGAAGGACUCACCGCCAGAAUUCACCAAAGUGCGAGUUUUCGCAGACAUCUCUGCUGCCACACUGCGACACAGGAGGAGUUCCAAAAAGUUACAGAGGUCCUCAGAGAGCAUUGUAUACCUUACUGCUGGGGAUUCCCUAUCCGCCUGA